GAAGUAGGGAGCAUAGUAGUUAAUGCUUCCAGCGCGAGACCACCCUUCAUUCGCUACUAGGGAGCGACCCAUACAUUCUGUUUCGUUUUUUAAUCCAGAAGAGUGUGAUAAAUCGUCUCGGCGGGGCAGAUUGAAUACGGAUUUUUCGGUGAAUAAUGUGCGUUGAUUGAUAACGAGCCAGUGAGUAAACGGCAGAGGGAGCUUCCGAGCGUACGAUUAUGGUAGAAUUCCGCACCAAGCUGGUCCAGUAGUGCAGAAAAGCUGGAUUUUCCGAGUCGGGAUCUGCUCCCGAUAGGCAGGGCCUGGCAAGCAAUCAUCAAAAUCCAUCAUCAUUAGGCCAGUGAAGGAAAAAGUGGAAAAGCCAUUCGCCAAAUCGACCCGUCGUCACCGUCGAGAGUGAGAGAGCGGUGAGAUCAAAAGAAGAUUGGUAGUGAGAGUGCACACAGUGAUUUGCGGUGGGCUCGGGUUUGUUCCGCGUAUUACCCUCCCAAUCGGAUCGGAUCGCCGGAGAGUGAGUGUGUGUCAUCAAAUUGUUGAACGAACGAGAGUCGGAGAGAGAGAGGCAGACUGCAAAAUCUCUACGGUUCAAAAGGUGGAUAUUGGAUUUUUAUAUGUGAAGUAAUAUGGAGGAUCUGAAAGAUGGUGAAACAUUUUAGUGAAAUGCAGAGUUAGAAACCAAUUUAUUCGGACGGAAAAGUGCAGUAAAACGACGAUACGCCACGGAAGGACCCGAUUUAGGAUUAGUGAUUGGAGUUGAAGCCUUCUGGGACUAGUGGUGGCAGCCGUGAAGAGUUUGACGAUAUCUGCCCCAAAGAGGAGAUUGUGCGAAAGUCCCAACAAUUGAAAACUGCAGAUAAUCGAUAAAUCGGUGUUGAAUUUUUUUCCUCUCUCUUUCUGUGACUGUGGCACCAGAAUAAAGUGUGUACGGGAAAAGCGGAUCUGUCCGGACGGAAGAAGAACAAGAAGAGGAGAGAAAGUCAGCACCCCUAUUUGUCCAUAAGCUUUUCGUUCGGGAUAGUUUAUUAAUUUGCGAAAAUAUUGCUCGACGGAAAAAGGAGUAAACGAUAGUGUUCAGUAGUUGCGAAACCCUCCCUCUUGUGUCUGCGUCAGAAUGAAUGAGCUGGAAGCGCUUAGACAGGAGGCGGAAACGCUUAAGAAUGCUAUCCGCGAUGCUCGGAAGGCAGCCUGUGAUACUUCGCUGGUUCAGGCGACGAAUAAUCUGGAACCCAUCGGUAGGAUACAGAUGCGAACCAGACGUACCUUGAGGGGUCACUUGGCGAAGAUCUACGCCAUGCACUGGGGUAGUGACUCGCGCAAUUUGGUAUCCGCUUCGCAAGAUGGUAAACUGAUCGUAUGGGACUCGCAUACGACGAACAAGGUUCAUGCAAUCCCGUUGCGUUCGUCCUGGGUCAUGACCUGUGCGUAUGCGCCGUCUGGUAACUUCGUUGCCUGCGGUGGCUUGGACAAUAUUUGUUCGAUCUACAAUCUGAAAACUAGAGAAGGAAAUGUACGAGUAUCACGUGAGCUUCCGGGACAUACUGGAUAUUUGUCCUGUUGUCGGUUUCUAGAUGACAACCAGAUUGUUACCAGUUCUGGUGACAUGUCGUGUGGAUUGUGGGAUAUUGAGACCGGUCAGCAGUGUACAUCGUUCCUGGGGCAUACUGGCGACGUUAUGGCGCUUUCCCUUUCUCCGCAGUGCCGUGUGUUUGUAUCCGGGGCGUGCGACGCCUCGGCCAAAUUGUGGGACAUCCGCGAAGGUCAGUGCAAACAGACCUUCCCUGGACACGAGAGCGAUAUCAACGCCGUUACCUUCUUCCCGAAUGGGCACGCAUUUGCCACCGGUUCGGAUGACGCCACCUGCCGGCUGUUCGACAUCCGUGCCGAUCAGGAAUUGGCCAUGUAUUCGCACGACAACAUCAUCUGCGGUAUCACCUCGGUGGCAUUCUCCAAAUCCGGUCGGCUACUGCUGGCCGGCUACGACGACUUCAACUGCAACGUGUGGGACACGAUGAAGGCGGAACGGGCGGGUAUCCUGGCUGGUCAUGACAAUCGCGUAUCAUGCUUAGGAGUCACCGAGAACGGAAUGGCCGUUGCGACCGGGUCCUGGGAUUCUUUCCUGCGCGUCUGGAACUAAGUGCGUUAGGAUGGAUGAAGGAGACGAACGUAUGCGAGCAGCACUCACACAAAAGCAAACACCCACAACCAUACAUUACAAACUAAAUUAUUUUGAACAGAAAUCAGUCAAACGCAUUUCACGGAAGCAUAAACACAAACUCAUCUCGAGAACUUUAGAGACAAUAUGGUUGGAACCGGAUUCAAAAGAUUAAUUUUAGGCAACAAAAAAGUGCAUUUUUCGGAGAGGUUCUCAAAAUCGAUUUAGUCUGUUAUGUUUUUUUAUAUUCUGUUUCUAGGUUUUUAAAACAAAACAGAGAAGAUUUAGCACAAAACAUUUUACGGUAGAAAGCAAACAUAUGAUUGUUGUGAUAGUUUUCAAAUAUUUACGCGCAAUUAUUUAUUUAUUAACUGUUAGGAGGAAUAGUUUCGGAGCUUUUCCACUCUACUUCUUUUCUGAGAAUGCAUUUUUACAUGAACUAUUGACAAAGAAGCCAAAAACUAUUUUAUUGCUUGCUUUUAAGUCGUAUAUAUACUUUGCAGUUGAGUUUAAAUUUAUCUUAGAGCCAUUCUAUUGUCAAUGUAGGACGAAUAUUAGACUGCCGAGGAAUCUUUUACCCAAACUCCUCCGAAAAAGAGAGAGAUUUUUUAAAAUUAUAUUUUAUUAUGCAGUAGACCACCUCUGGAAUCGGAGAUGGCUGCACGCACAAACUUAGGGAUCAAUGAUGUCAGCUGGUUUUAAUAUGCGCAGAAGAUAGAGGAAAUCGAACACUUGAAAUAGUUCUAAGAAAGAUUUUACUACCACAGCAGUUUAAAGUAAACAAAUUUCAAAAUGCUCGAAAAAUUCAAAUAUUUAGAAAUCAAUCAUAAUGAUGAUUGUAUAACAAAGUGAGAAUAUCAGACAGUGCUGAUUUCGUUACCUUCGAUGAUGUAUCGAUGAUGUGAAAUCAGACUUUGAUGUUAAAUGAAUAAUAAGUUAAAUUUAAAACUUUUAAGAUAUCAAAAUUGUUUCAUCAAAUCAGAUAUGACUUAGCAUCGACCAGUUCAGAAAGCAAACAUCCAAGUCUAUUCAUGAAGCCGAUUUAAACAAAUGCAACAAAGAUUUGGCCGAAAUAAUUUUCAUUUCAAAUACCUCCUAAGCGUUUCUGGUAUGAAUGCAUAAGCACUGACAUCAUUGAUUUUUAUUUUCUUUUAUCAUAUAUUACAUUCGACUAUUGUUUAAGUGGCUGCUUUUCAGCUCUAUUAGAUUUUCUAUUCGAAGCAAGUAUUAUUCCUUCUAUUUGUACACAAAAUAUACAUACAUGUAUGAAACAGUAAUCUAUUUAUACACACAACUUUGUAUUUAUUUAUAUUUAGUCUGUACAAUCAACCUCUAUUGAGCGAGGAAGAACUUCUAUAGAACGAAAGGAAGUUUGCAAAAAAGCGAAAGUGUCAGCCCAAUCCUUCCACUGUGCAAGAGCUCCUAAGGGGCGUUUCUAAACGGAAAUAUUAGCGGUUGCAAUAUUCCUACGCAUGUACUUUGACUUUCCGAGACGAAAAACAUAGGUUUCCUUGGAAUACUGAGCUCCUGCAUUUGGAACGAUUCUCCACAAACGAGCGAUCUUUGCAUUUGGAAAAGUCUACUAUGGUAGACAUGCUCCAGUUGUGACAGGAUAUUCCGUGCCAUCUCGAUUGCUCGGUAUCUACUGUGACAGAUGAAGUAUUUUCCCGAUUUCGGUAUUAAAUGCUCUCCUCAUUCGAAGCCAUAUUAAUUUACAACGUAUUUAUGAUAGUGGUUAUUUAUAAGUGCGAGUUGAAGAAACAUUCGCAUGGUUACCUAAAUAAGGAAGAAAAAAUUAGUUGCGCUAGUCAAUAUUGGGUGACGGCAUUAUUAUUCGCUAUUGUGCAAUUUUGUUAGAACUUGUGCCCAAUACUUAUUUCACGCAGUCGCGAAUGAGUCAACCAAAAUCACACAAAAGGAAAACAAUAGAAGUAUGGUCAUAUAUCAAGAACAGUACGAUGCAAAAAACGGUGAAAUAGAAAUGCCUAUAAACUAAAAAUAAAAUCUUAUACACGUGUAAGAUCAUUUUCGAGGAACAUUAAUCAUGAUCAGAAACGGUUGAACAUAAUAAGAAACAUCACAAAUUGUGCAUUCUGUUUAAGUUUCCUCAUAGCAGAAUAAUUCAUUGAAUACACAAAUACAAACACAUAUAGGAAAGAUAAGUGUGACAUGAGUAAUACAGAGGAGAUGUCGAUUGUUUGAAAAAAUCAGGCUGAAGUUCAUUUGAAAACGUACGCACAUACACAGAUGUACGAUCCAUUUGUAAGGAAAAUAACACCGAAUUGAAUGCAUCGACACGCGCAUCACCUCACCCUAGUCAGCACGCUGUGGGAAGAAAGGGCUCUCUGACACAGAAUGUGGUGCCAUCGUGCUCCACUUUGCUGACAAGUGUGCCGUUGUAAACCAUGUGCUCGCCAGUAGAUGGCGGUGUACUUGAUUUUUAGUAUGCGUGCGCACAGUGCAUUUGCGUUGAUCCACAGCGGUCGAUAUUCCAAUAGAACCAACAUUCAGAGAAAUUAAAACGUAUUAAUAGCGAACAAUGCCCUCUGUGGAUCGACAUUCCUACCAAUGAUCUUUCGGUGUGUGCGUAUUUAUUUCAUUUGACUGAGAGAAUCACGAACGGUCUGCAAUGAGUAAAAUCUAGUAAGCGCCACCCACUGCCUAGUAUCUUCAAGAAACAAGAACAAAACAAAAUAUUACAAAAAAGUGACGAAAAUUAAACAAACUAAAAAAAGCAAAUAGGAAGAUAGAUUUGAAGAACAAGAAUACACAAGUACACUCAUCUGCCAACAAAAACAUCACAUCACCAAUUGGAUCAGUCAAUAAGUUGCUAGAUAAUUCGAAGCUCGAUUUGACACACAUACACACACAUUAGCCAUUGUGUAACGCUUUUACAUCUGUACGCAUGCGCUGCUGGCAUUCCAGGAUGAAAUAAAUCGUCAGCGCAUUCAAUAAGUCGUGCAACUAUUUACGACACAUUGCAUUGAAUGUCUAUUUAAAUUUGACUCAUUAUAAAGCUUUCUGUUGUCAUCGUAGAACUCAUUGAUCGAGCUCGGUUACCAUGGAAAUGGGUUCAGAACGGUUCACGUACACUUCGCCGGAAGCGAAACGAAACGGAACCACUCCUUGACGGCGUGCGAAGUCUAUCAAGACUGUUCUCCCGCAUGUUCAACUUCAUCAAUGUUUCCUCUGAUGCUUCGAUGAUUGUUGAGAAAUGUCCAUGCCGAUUUCGAUUGGACGCCAAAUGUCAUGCAACAAUUUGCUCCAUCAUUUCAUUUGUUGUCGUUUUUUCUCAGUGUACAAAACAUAAUGACAUCGCAUACACACGAAGACAAAUCUUUGAUUAUCGAUUAUACAACUAUUUUUCGAUAAAACACAAAUGUAAACAAAAAGAUUCACACACACACAACCGCGUAAAUUAAAGUUAUCUAGUAUAAAACUGUUUGAAAAUGAACAUAAGACAGUUUGUGAAUAAAGUUCAAACACUUGAUUGAAACAAUAUUCCUAGAGGCUUUUAAACGAAUGACGACGCCUGAAAAAAACGUCGUUCGAAGAAAAAUGUGUUUCUUGAAGCAUUGACUGAUAAAGCGAGCAAAUAAUUGUGCUCGUAGAGAAUGUCACUUGAAAUCGAACUGGAAAUUAUCCCGUAGUGUGACAUUUCAAAUCGACCAAAACCAACAAGACACAAACACACAAGAAUCGCUUGAACUACUGAUUGCACACUAACAUACCUACACGUACACAGAUAGGCCAGAGGAAAGUAUUUUUUGAAUUUUAAAAUGUUUAAUUUUCAUAAGAAAAAACAACCAUACUUCACACCAUCCUGUCUGAUUGAAGAUUACAUACAAAAAAUCUAACAUUUUCUUAAAAGCGUUUUUUAAUGAAAAUAAUCUUUGGGAGUAGAAAAAGAUUCGAAAACGAAGAACCAACUAACUUGAACAUCUCUAUCGAAACGAACGAACGAGUAUUGUAUUCAAAUGUAGGCAUCCGUUCUAUCAAUCGAAUCAACUUGUAUGUGAGUGUACUUUCAACAAUGCUGGAAACUUCAAAAUCCAUACAUUUUAAGGUAGAACUCUUUCACACAAACACAUACCCACGCGCUUCGCGUCCGCCGACAUCACCGGGGGACAAAUCUCCACACAACAAUCUAUACAUCAAAAUUCAAGAGCUAGUGACAAUUUAGAGCGGUGUAUUCGCACGAACGGAAAAAAAUGAAAAAUUAAGAGCCGCAAUGACAUUUGCGGAAACACACAAACAAAUGAGAACAUGAAGAGCAUCAACAAGAAUGAACAAACCGAAGGCGAGAUCGAAAAAAAAAAACAAAUACACAAGAACAAGCGAAGAUGAAGAAGAAAAAGAAGUGAGGAAGGAACAAGUAAUCACCAUUUUUACACAUUUUGAGGUAUCGAAAAAAGGAAAAAAGUUAGUCAUUAAGGUAACAGAAUAAUAAAAAUAUAGAAUACAAUUAACUUAUUAUGAAUAACAAAAUAAAUUAAUAAGAACAAAAAUAAAAACGAAA
Armigeres subalbatus is the source of this 6671-nucleotide messenger RNA. RefSeq names its product guanine nucleotide-binding protein subunit beta-1. NCBI's taxonomy places the organism in Eukaryota, Metazoa, Arthropoda, Insecta, Diptera, Culicidae. Gene Ontology annotation, molecular function: protein binding; signaling receptor complex adaptor activity. Gene Ontology annotation, biological process: G protein-coupled receptor signaling pathway. The record is from RefSeq and is a predicted model, not a curated record. The transcript has a single exon. Gene Ontology annotation, cellular component: cytoplasm; heterotrimeric G-protein complex. Bases 1112 to 2134 code for a protein of 340 amino acids.